AUGAAGUUCAGUCUGGCAGCCGUUACCGCGCUCCUUGCCGUCGCUCAAACUGUGACCAGUACGGCAGUGAUUACUCAACCGGUCGCAUCCACGGACAAGAACGGUGGCAGUCGCCUCACCGUUGAGUGGCACGACGACAACAAGGCCCCCACGCUGAAGGACUGGGGAGACAUCAACAUCUUCCUCGCUGCUGGAUCGCAAAACGUCCAGUUCAAGCUCCAAGAAGUGGCUUCUGGCGUCAAGAGCACCGCUACUUCGAAGCGUUUCAAGAUUGACCCUAGCAUCGGCGAGACUGGACAGUACUAGUGAGUAGAGCAGAGGCACUCGGAUUAAUGUACAGGGCGCGUUGGCUGGCGAGGCAAUGCUGGUUGCGAGGACGUCGAGAUUCAAUAUACGGCGCUGGUCGCACACUGCUUUGUUUGACAUGCCCAUAGAUGCGCAUUUUGCCAGCACAGACACGGAUCCGAUUACGAAUGUAGUUGCCGCGUCCGUUCCAUAUUGACUGACACUUCUCUCACUGUACCUCUUGUGUCCAGCUUCAUCCGCAUGGAGGGCACCAAGCUCGGAGCCAACAACCUCCCGCCCAUGUCCUUCUCUGCCCGUUUCAAGUUGGACAAGAUGACUGGUCACUUCAACUCAACCGUCCUUGCGGCAGCGAAGGGCCAGGAGGGCGCUGCUUCUCCUACCGCUGGCGCGGCAAAGGUGUCGUCGACCUCGACUCUCAGCACUCAGAGAGCCUCUGCGACCCCUCUCACCGGCAGCGCUUCUGCCAACCGUAGCUCUUCUAACACCUCCGGCUCGAGCUCGGCUGCUGGAAUCGUCUUGCCCGCUCACUUCUUGAGCGCAGCGGCCGGUAUCGGAGCUGCGGCUGUGGGAGCCGUGAUGCUCUUGUAA
Ceraceosorus bombacis is the source of this 894-nucleotide messenger RNA. The record is from the annotation of a GenBank genome assembly. Lineage: Eukaryota; Fungi; Basidiomycota; Exobasidiomycetes; Ceraceosorales; Ceraceosoraceae.